AUCGGUGGGCAAAUAAAAAAUUGAUAGGAAUGCAGAUAAAUUGGUAUUUCUGGUCACUCGGAGUGUUUGCAUAACACCGAUGUAAACAAACCCAAACUGCCGGCAUACCUGGUAGCGGAUACUAAUUUUGGAGCGUUUUUCUCGUCCUUUCCACGGCAAUGAACUGGCUUCCCAAACGGUCCGGCAACGAAACGAGAUGCAUACUGGAGAUUCUCACCUCGAAGCGGCUGCUGGUGGAUCAUCUGGAGGUGGCCGAGGUGUGCUUUCGCCUUGCCCCGAAUGCCGACCGGAGCACCACCACCACCACCACCACCAUCCGAGUGCCCUUCAAAGCGGUUUGUGCGGGAUGCAUUGCGGCCGUAGCGGCUUCCACGCGAUACGCCCGUUCCCAUGUAAGGCCGAUUGUGGCAGCCUCCGUUGUGAGCGGCACCGUCCUGCUGCUCGGUGCAGUGGCGUACGAGAAGCUGCAUUACUAUCGUGACCUCGGCACGAUUACCAACCUGCUACGGGCGAUCGAACAGUAUGAUACGGCCGCAAAGCGAAUGCUUAUAUUCAUAAACGAGGUAAUCUACGGCAACGAACGGAUCAACUCGGUAAGGCGCGGUACCACCGAAAAUGAACUGCUGGAGGCGUGCAUGGAAAGUUGCACCAAAGCGAUCUACGAGCUGUACGACAGCGUGAAAGUGUUGGAAGAGCGAACCGAGCUGCGGGAAGAGUACGGCGAUGCGUAUGACCCACUGGAGUCGUUUGAAGACUGUGAAAUAUUUAAGCAAACGGCCACCAAUCAUAGCAAUGCUAAGCAAUUGUACAAUAUUUUUUUGUACAUGCAGUCACACUGCCUGUUGCGACUGUCGCUGGCAAUGGCGAGCGGUACGGCGGUGGCGGAAAUACGCCCGGAAUGCAAUCGUCUCACCGGCUGCCUUACACGCCGAGCGGAGGAUCUUACGCGACAGCUCAGGCUAAACAGUGUAUCGCAAGCUGAUUGCUUCCGGCAGCUGGGCAAGGCAAAGGAACCGACCGCCAAGGAGCUGGCGGCACUGAAGCACCAAUCGCUCGAGCUGACGGUCAAGCUGGCGGCGAACGUGAACCACAUGCUGGCGUUGGACAAGGCAGUGCAGUCGGUCGCCAGCACCACCUCGACAUCCGAUCGGCAGCAGCUCGAGGAGGCUGCCUCCCAGCUGGCCACGAUGCAAUCCUACCUUCUCACCCGCACCGACGAAUGCGAACGGUUGCUAAUUACGGCCAAAAAGCUGCUCAACAACGCGCCCGAGGAGCAGGCGACUGGUGCGUUGGACGAGGAGGAGCUGGACGCGUUGCCCCUUCCGGACACGCUCGGCGAACCGCUUGCCUUGGCGCCAAACUCAGCGCUCGACUGGCAGGAUGAAUUUUUCGUCAACACCGGUGCGGAGGGGGACGAAGAGUUGAACGAAGGCGCGGCCGGCACAACGCUGGAUCAGCUGCAGGCGGAGGACGAGCUGGUCGCGAAGCGGCUGAUGCGCAAGCAGUUUCAGCCGAUACUGCGCCAGCUGCGCGAACGGCUCGUACCGGUCGAGCAGUCGUUUAGGGAGCGCGAACGGGCGGCUAUGAAGCGGAAGGGCAUCGUGCUGCCCGAGGCCGAUGAGAUGGGCCCGCCCGAACUGGAGGAGAGCAUGAGAAAAGCCUUCGCGAACGGUGAAACGGACGACGAGUCGGCGGACAGUGACGGUUCUGCGGACACGUUCCGGCUCAAGCGCAGGACCCAGACCCGGUACGAUGAGGAUCGUGAUUUUCUCGCAAGCAAGCCCCAGUUCAGUUUGCUGGCGGUCACGCUGCCGACGGGUGUCCAGAUGGAGGAAAGCAUCUUGGAGUAACGGUUACGGGGGGAGGGGGGGAGGGAGGGAGGUAUGUAGGCUUAGUUAUUUAUUGUUGGGGAAUCGUGAUCGAAAGAUAUUAAGCCGCCAUUAAAAUCGCUUUUUAAUGAA
Messenger RNA from Anopheles gambiae (African malaria mosquito), 1961 nucleotides. RefSeq lists its product as uncharacterized. NCBI's taxonomy places the organism in Eukaryota, Metazoa, Arthropoda, Insecta, Diptera, Culicidae. The coding region runs from base 159 to 1850 and encodes 563 amino acids. The record is from RefSeq and is a predicted model, not a curated record. The transcript is spliced from 4 exons.